CCUAGGUCUGAUCUCCUACGAUGGGUACAUUACUACUGGCAUCUAGGCUUUAGUGACAAGGAUAUCGCCAACCAUGUGAUGGAUCACUUCAACCAUGAAGAGUAUGGUAUAAGCUACAAAUCUGUUCAACGAAUACGGAAUGACCUUCAGCUUCUGGGUACACAUCAAAGAAAAGCUUCAUUCGAAACCAUAAUGCCUUAUUUUCUGGAGCUUCGCGAGUUAUACCCAAAUAUGGGAGCACGCGCUAUGGUGACAGUCUUGAGACAGGAAUAUGGCAUUAAAGUUCCAGAAAAGCUGUUAAAUGAUUUUUUCAAAAAAUUUGAGCCCGAUAAAGUUAAGCAACGAAAAUACAAACGUUUCAAGCGACGGCGAUUCUGGGCUGCGGGAAUCAUGGAUGUCCUUACUAUGGACCAGCAUGAUAAGCACCAGCGGUUUGGCUUACGGUAUCAUCUGGGCUUUGACCCUUUUCCUGGACGGAUUGCUUGGUUUCGAGUUUGGUGGUCAAAUCGCAAUCCCAAGGUUACAUCAAAGUAUUUCCUAGACUCUUCACGAGAAAGAGGAGGUGUUCCUUUAGUUUCGCAAAGUGACCCAGGCUCAGAAAACUAUGGCCCCGCAAACUGUCAAACUGCUAUUCGACACCGUCUUGAUCCAAGUCUUCAGAACACCCGUCAGCAUCGGUGGAAGAACCAUACUCAGAACGUCAAACCAGAAUCAGUAUGGUCCCAGAUGCGGAGAAAUUUUUUUCCUGGGAUUGAAAAUGUUCUUGAACGUGGCGUCAUCAAUGGAUUAUUUGACAUUAACAAUCCUCUGGAAAAGUUGACACUGCGGUUCUUGGCCAUACCUAUGAUUCAAGCACUGUGUGACUCAUAUGCCCGUCGCUAUAAUUCUAGUCCCAGACGGCCUGACAAGCGCAAGGUUUUACCGCAAGGAAUUCCAGAUAUAAUCUGUGCCAAACCACACUUGUACAAUACAGAGGAUUUUACGGUGAAAGUUCCUCAUGAGCUUUUCGAUGAGAUGGAAGCGAAAUACGCACCACCUGAUGACCCUGCUCUGCAACUCACUCCACCUGAAUUCCAAGUGCUGGCCGACACUGUCUAUGCAUCACUCGGUAGCCCUGUCAUAACAUUAAACAAUCUAUGGGGAGUGUACUCGGAUAUGCUCGAAGGUUUGCGACUACUUAGGGAAGCUCAAACUGAAUCUUUUCAGACAGUUUUGCAAGGAUCGGAUGCAGCUUUUAACUGUGAAAUGCCGUUGAUCCCCGGCUUAGAGGAACUGCGUGAAGGCCUUGAAAUUGUUCCAGGUGAGUCUGAAAGUGGAGAUGAUGAGGAUCACAGAGAGUAUGCUGACUGGACAGACUUAGAGGACGAAGCAUAG
Lentinula edodes (shiitake mushroom) is the source of this 1374-nucleotide messenger RNA. RefSeq lists its product as uncharacterized. The annotation marks the transcript as partial. NCBI's taxonomy places the organism in Eukaryota, Fungi, Basidiomycota, Agaricomycetes, Agaricales, Omphalotaceae. The record is from RefSeq and is a predicted model, not a curated record. The transcript is spliced from 7 exons.